Varroa destructor (honeybee mite) is the source of this 9580-nucleotide messenger RNA. RefSeq lists its product as uncharacterized. NCBI's taxonomy places the organism in Eukaryota, Metazoa, Arthropoda, Arachnida, Mesostigmata, Varroidae. The record is from RefSeq and is a predicted model, not a curated record.
CGUAACUAUCACUCAACGCGACGAUAAUUAAUCGAUAUUCUAACCCGUUUCUGAAUCAGCGCAUUUUCUGUAACGACAAAGCAUCUACCGUGGACGAAGUAGAAGUGGCCCAAAGAGUCAGAGCAACAAUAGUAGUAAUCGACAAUAAUUUUGUCAUCAAUUUCCAUCGAAUCAAUCUUGCGGGUCACCAGAUGCCAGACUACCAACAACGCGAAGUAUUUUAUGAAGGCUUUCGUAGAAAAGUAUUAAGGUGAAGUGACGGGCUUCCCCAUAGGCCAACGACGUCCACUGCGGAAACUGGCAGAAGCGUUAAGAGCAUCGCGUCUAGCACUAAUAAUAAUGGUAAUGUGUGAUGUUCGAUUCAAUCAUUCUGUGAUGAGCGUCAUAUUGUAACAGCGGCCUAGAAAGAACGGACAAUGUUAUAAAGGCCAUCGGUGUGCGACACUGCUAGGAGUGAACGUCUCCAUGAGUUCUACUCUCGUUCCUUCUAGCUAUAGUACGUGUAUCAACUGAAUCGGGCGGGAAACAAGACGAGAACUGCUGGCGUGUGAAUUAUUAUGUGCCGGAAAAAAGUGGGUCGUCACAAAUGUAUAAGUAGUCUUUAGAAAGAGCGUGCGUAUUGAGAGAACUCUGAUCGUGGUGAUGGUUUUAGUGCUGAUGUCGAUGAUCGGAGGGGUGUUAGUUGUGCCCGUGAAAUGCAAGCAGUGACCGUAAGGAGGUGUUAUGCAGCAAAUGUACACUUGUGCGAACAACGUCGUUGUCAGCGAGAAUCGACGGCAGGAGAGAGUGGCGAAGAAGUGCGUGAUUGCGCAUCGUGAUAAUUAUCCGCUAAUUUUAUCAGCAAAAAACAAACUGAACGCAUCAACAAAAAGAGCCACUGGAACUAACCUUAACUAAUUAUCCGAAAUGAAAAGCGGCACCGACUAGCCUGCAAGGCCAUUUUCCAGCGUCGGCUUCCUCAUUACAAUUACCACUACAUCAGAAUCCGCUUAACGCCAGCGUACGGGCACGCACCGCUAUCGAGCAGCCUAUUCGCCCGUCUCUAAACAAACCAGCUAAGCCGGAAAUAAGCACAAUUUAGCUGGUGAAAAUCUGCCUUUUAAACCCCUGCAGGGGCAGACUUCGCCUUUAUACCCAACGACAAAUUUGUGUAACUGCGCUGGUUCCGCAUGCAUACAUCUAGCUGGUGGACUUUAACGACGUCGCUUCCGACAUUGAGCAGAAUCCGUGUGCGUCGCCAGAAGAUAACGACAACGAAAACGCACCAGGGGAAAAAGAAGGAUACGGUGGUCGACGAAUCGCUGCCGCUAGUAGUAAUAAUCAUCAUAAUCAUAAUAACAAGUGAACGUUGUAAAGUAAAAAGUGCCGAACACGCGUCAAUCGCGCUGUUCAAGAUGACGCUUACGAAUGCGAUGCCCCAGCAAAACCAUCGGCGGCAUCGCUGACAGCCGCAGGCUUUUUGCGGCUCCAGGGAGUAGGCCCGAGGAGCUGGAAGGACCGGGAACACGGAGAUCUGUGGCCAGUCGACGAAGCGGACCGCAGUGGGGACGGCCGACGAAGGUGUUCGUGCCGUGGCUCGAAGGAUAAACACACAAUAAAGUCCGCUUUUAACUAGUACUAAACUAACAACUAGUACUGGUGGUAAUGAAAAUAGCAUAGGUUUCUAUCGUUAUUACAACCGCAGUCUUAAAAGCUACCCUGUUUACUCCGGUCGACGCCCGUCGUCACGAACGCAGCCAGACAGAUGAGAAUGGAAAUGGAGAUUCAGGGCGAUUCCCGGCAAGCGCUGCAAGUCCAAUCUACCUCGACACCGGGGGCCGUGUCCGCUACAAGUGGAUCCGUCGUCGGAUCAGCUAAUGGAUCGGCUAACGAACGGUUGAACGAAACGGCCGCUGCAGCGGCCGCCUUCGCGAUGGCGCACGCACUUCAACAACAGGCCCAACUCGCCCAACAGGUUCAACAGGCCCAACGUGAAGCGUUCGCUGCAGCGGCGGCGGCGGCCGCAGCCGCUGCUGCUGCCCACGACAAGAAUCAGAAACGCCGCAAACAGAGUAAACCUGUACGUGUCCUAGGGCAGCCAGCGACUGAGGCAGGGAGUGCCGGACAACCUGGCGGCGGAAGCGGCGCUGGGGGCGCAAGCGAUGAAACGACAUCUGGAGGUGGAGCUGACCUGUCCACUUGUGCAACAAUUGACGACGACAGCAGAUCGUCAGAAGCAUCGAGUCGUCUAUCAGCGUCGGCUAUAUCAAUAGCCACCGUCGCAGAUCUGCAAAAUGCGUUGGCCAUGCGAAAACGCAAACUGUCCGAGGACGAUACCAUGGCAGCGAGCGAUGGCAUGCUGGCGCCCCAGCGUAGUGCGAGCGCCGGUAGUGUCGGCGCAGGCAGCGGAGUUGGCGGUGCCACAGGCUACAACAGUAUACGAUGCCCCCAUUGCGGCGAAACGUUUAUCUCCGAGGAGGUUCUGAGGGCUCAUAUCGAAGAAGAGCACGUCCAGAAGCUGCUAGAAAAGCAGCUACAACAGUCGGGCGCCUACAGCAAAGGCGGGAGUAACAGUAACGGCGUGGCUAGUUCGCGACAGGAACGUGAACUGGCAGCCCUGGCGUCAAUGUUCCAGGCCGCUGGCGUACCAGCUACAGGCGCUGUUGGCGGCGAACGACGCGAUGUUGCGCCCCUCAGUGGGGCCGAUGUCGAGAAGAGCUUUCAGUUCCCCCAGAUGCCGCCGCUCGUUCCGAUCUCGCAGGCGGAUGGUCGGCAGCUUCAGCAGAUGAUGCCGCUAUCCAUGUUUUCUAAUCCGAUGGCGCAGUUCCUCUUCCCCGGCCUACCAUCGGCGGUCACGUCGGUUGCUGCAUCGGCAGCCAGCGCCGAACGCGUCGCAGAUCGCGCAGCCCCAGGCGGCCAGGGGAGUUCGCUACCCCCGUCGACGCCCGGUGGAAUGCGUAUCUUUAAUCCCGAGGCGUACUGUGAGCUGUGCAACAAGGAGUUCUGCAACAAGUACUUCCUCAAGACGCACAAGGCGAACAAGCACGGUAUCUACUCAGUGGAGUCGCUGGUCAGCACCCCCGGCGGCUAUGCUGGCCAGGGUGGUUUGCAAGGGUCGGUCCAGGGCGGCCAGGGUGGCCCCAUUGCCUCGGCUCCCCUCGCUGGCCCCCAGCAGCCCACACAACAGAGCAUCCUUAACCCCCAGCAGCAGCAGCAACAGCAGCAGCAGCAACAACAAGCGCAAAACCAACAACAGCAAGUUGCAACAGCUGCACAAGUGGCUGCUGCACAACAAGCGGCACAACAACAGGGCCUCUUGCCGAGCGGCGUACAGCAGAUGUUGGCAGAGCAGCAGCAGUUGCUAGCGUUGACGGCCGGCCGGCCAGGAGGUCAGCCGGGCCCUCAGCACCAACAGCAGCCAGGGAUUGUCAACAUGGAGUCGUUCUGCGAGAUCUGCCAAAAAGAGUUCUGCAACAAGUACUUCCUUAAAAAACACAAACAGAAGAUACACGGUAUCAUGUCCGAGCCCUCUACCCCUGGCGGAAGUGGCCCGGUAGCGGCGGCAGGCCAAUCGGCGCAGGCGGCAGGGAUGGGAACGGAGAAGGAGCUCAUAAUGGGCCAGGGGGACGCGAAGCGGGGUCCGGCAGCAGCCGCAGCAGCAGUAGCGGCAGCAGCAGCUGCGGCGGCAGCAGCAGCAGGUGGUGCUAUGGCCGGCGUCGCGAGCGAGGAUAAGUCCGACUUCCUGCUCCAACUCAGUGCAAAAUUCUCGGCUACAGUUCCGGCGCCCACACGAACACCGCCCGCUCCGUCACCCCUCGGCGCCUCACCAAUCAGCGCGCUCCUGCAAGAGGGCCUCGUCAAUUCUAACGUCGCUAACAACUCGGCAACAGCUGCAGCAGCAAUAGCAGCAGCGGCAGGCAGCGGGGCCAGCGGCAUUAACAUCCCGACAACCUGUUCCGCCUUAUCCCUAACGAGUCAAGGAAUAGUGACGAGUGGACAUUCUGCGGCUGCGGCAGCCGCAGCUCUGCAGAGUCCGUUCACUGCGGAGAAGCUGCGAGAAAUGGGCGUGAUUAACCCCGAGGCGUUCUGCGAGAUCUGUUGUAAGGAAUUUUGCAACAAGUACUUUCUUCGCACUCACAAGGCGAACAAGCACGGCAUUCCCGACCCGUUUCAGAAGCAAACGGAAAGGGCGUUACAAGAAGUGCCGGAGAACCUCACGUCGCGCGGGUCUGUUCCAGCAGGCGGGCAGCUCGUCGCUAUUAGCAGCAGUGGCGGUACAAUAAUGACAUCGGUCGCGAGCGCGGCAGCCGCCGCAGCCGCUUUUGGUGCCCUCGGCAAUGACAUCGAGCCGGGCAUGUUGCGAUCGGCGGCCGAUUUCGAUCUCUCUUCACGCAACGGCGAAUUUGGUUGCGACGUCUGCCAAAGAAGCUUUUCAAAUCAGUAUCUGCUCAAAAUCCACCGGUUCUACAACCAUAGCAUUCCGUACGUCAAGCAAGAGGAGCAAGAUAAACAACUAGCCACGAUCAGCAGUAUAACGGGUUUAGCCAGAAGCAGCAGUGAGCUAAGUGGGAUUAGCAGCGUGAACCCCACCGGGGAUGGAGCCGCGUCCCCAACGAAGAAGGACCUGUCGAAGGAUGAGGACGGCGAAGUUGUCAUGAGGAAGCCUGCCGGGCUAGAGACCGACCCCGAGUCCGAAAUGAAGACUAAAGAAUCUCAAAAGGCAGAUGAUGAGGAGGACGACCUCGGAACCUCGUCCCCCGAAGACGCUGCAAGCCAGGAUCUCCAGAAGCUGCAGAGCAUGAUCCGCGACCUGACCGCCACGAUCGCCAACGAGAGUCGCGUCAACUGCAACGUGUGCCGGAACGAAUUUGAGAACAAGUACUUCCUUCGCGCUCACAUGAUGAACGAGCACGGAGUCCUGCUCGGCGAUGACGGCAGCACGACCGAUCUCUUCGGCAACAGUACGACCGCCUAUUCGAACGCCGGCGGGGGUGGCGUUGACUCCGAGGCAUACUGCGACAUCUGUCAAAAGGAGUUCUGGUCGAAAUACUUCCUUAGGCAACACAAGCUGAAUAUCCACCAGAUAUCUGUCGACUCAACGACACCUACCCAGUCGCCGGGCGCUGGAGGAAACGGCGGCGGUGGUUCAAUAACGGGCGCAAAUCACUCGGGUCGCCGUGACAUCAAGAGUCCACGUCAGGCACCCUCGGCCCCGGCGACACCGCACGGGCCAUCAAUGCCGCACGGUCCAGCAGCUGACCAGCUAAGCCAGGCCACUCAGGCGAUGCAGGUAGCCCUGUUCGGGUCACAGCUAGGCGGACUCGUGCAAGGCGUCCAGGGUGGGAUAUCCGGCAGCAGCCUAGGAUCUAGUGGCCUCGGUGGUCAGGGCGGUAACGGGACGGCGCAGCUUUCUGGAGCACAGCAGCAUCACAAGCCGUCUGACAAGCCGUCUGUCCCCAUACCCCAACCUCCUUCAUCUACUGCCAACAGCGCCGCCGCACAGCGCAGCUUCGUUACGGGUAGAAACUACUGCAAUAUCUGUAACAAAGAGCUGUGCAACAAGUACUUCAUGAAGACUCACAUGCUCAAGAUGCACGGUAUCAACCUCGAUGAGCAGCCGGCCGAUGCGGCAAAGAACUCCAUCAUCGGUGGGGUCACCUGCGAGAUUUGCCAGAAGGAGCUGUGUUCCAAGUACUUCCUAAAAGUACAUAAGCAGAAUACCCAUGGCAUUUACGAAGACCCCCCCAAGGAGAAUUCCCUGUCAAUGGUCCCUGUCUCCGAUUACCUGUUCGGCGGGAGCCAGGCCGUGAGUCCCGGUGACCUGUCCUCUGUUGCCAUCGCAACGGCACAGGGGCUGACCGUGGGCUUAGACCCGGCAUCCCGCAAUUUAAGUCAGUACACCGAGGUGUGCCCGUUGUGCGACCGACGCUUCAAGAGCAUCAAAUGGCUAAAGACGCACAUGCUCAAUGACCACAGCGAUACCCUCAAGGAGAACCUGCACGUGCAGGGCAUCCCGGGCUCGCGAUUCCCGACAGCCUCGGCAGACACCGCCGGCGCCCUCUUGGCGCUCUUACCCCAUGCGGCCGCCGCCCACGCGGGCAGCCCCGCACCCCGUAUGUGCGUCGUAUGUGGCCAGGCGUUCCCGGACAAGGUUGCUCUGCAGAUUCACCUUAUCAAGGAGCACCGAACCUCGUCCGAGGAACUGGGUCUAAUGAACCUGAGCAGUCGGCCCUCUCCUUCCCGGGACACUUCGACGCCCUCCAACGACAAUAGCAAUGGCUCGGUGCCUACCGUCACCACUGCCACCAACACGCAAAUCGGUGGAAGCAUUAACAUUGCUUGCAGCGUCACCGGCGGAAACGGUGGGACCAUCCAGGCCCUGACACCUUUCAAACUGAGCAAUGGCGCAGCCUCACCAGCGCCUGUCUGCCUUCGCAGUCCCUCAGUCACCGCCGCCCUCCAGCAGGCACUGCAGGAUGGGCUGUUCAAGCGGCCGCCUACGGGUCAUCACGGCGGCAACAGCGAUUUGCCCCCUAUGUCACCGGGCAACAAGGUGGUCUACCAUUGCUCCUAUUGUGUCUACUCGACACGAUGGCUGUCGAAUCUAUAUGCGCACGAAAAAAGGCAUACGGGAGGAGUGAGUGAGGAAAAUGUGAAUGCCAAUAAGAGCAAAAACAGCAGCAACAACAACAGCAGUUCAAGCACAACCAACAAUAAUGGCGGCUUAAACAACAGUAACUGCGGCUCCGCCCACAACAGUGAAAGUAGCGGCAGUUUUGAACGACGUUUCAUAUGCCGGGUUUGCCAUCGCGCCUACCGCUUCAGUCAAUCCCUACAGAGGCAUAUGCUCAGUCACCGUUCCGGCAUGGUGGGAGCUGCCACGGGAGUAAAAAAGACAUCCCCCGCGUCUCCAACGUCGUCGGUUAUUGGUGGUUUGAAAGACGAUGGAACAGCUGCCGGAACAGCUGCCGGAACCGAGGGCCAGACCGGAGGAGAGCAGCCCGAGGAUUUGUCAAAAUCAGCGACGCCAACGAGUCUACCCCCGCCAUCGUUCGAAGGACAACCAAGUAACAUCAAGCGGCAUUAUCGUUGUAGCCGGUGUGCUACGCGCUUCGACACCAAGGAAUUGUGUGUGCAGCAUAUUCAGCAAUCGCAUUCGGGUCUACGGCGACUAGCUCAAUCUUCUUUAUCGGGUCUCGUACAGCAACAGCGUAAGAAAUCGCAUAUCGCGAGCUCUAAGCCAUAUAAGUGCCGUAUCUGCGGAUUCGGCACCCGCUCGUGGAAUGUCCUCAAGAUACAUAUCACCAAACAGCACCAACAUCAGGCACCCGGGUCUGGGGCCGGGACAACAGCAAGUGGAAGCCACCAUCAACAGCAGCAGCAGCAACAUCAUCUUCAGCUAAAAUCACAACAUCACCUGCAGCUAAUGUCCGAUGGUGGUGCCAACGGCGGCAUUAGCAUUACAGGCCUUUUGCAAGACGUCGAUCCGCUCCUGCCCGAAGUGUCAUUACUGGAGCAGGGCUCCGCGAUGGCCGCCGCCCUAAGCCGCACCGUCCCUCCGGUGCAUACGCCUCCGCCCGGCUUCACCGGCGCCAGCCUAAACAACAACGGCCAGCAGCUGCCCAUGACGUACGUGAUCCCACAAUCUGAACCGACUCCGUUUAUCCUGCAGCCGUUCCUCAUCGACCAUCAUCGCAAUAGCAGCAACAGCAACAACAACGGCAAGAACGUGGCCCAAUCAGAACUGCAAUCGGCCCAGCAAUCGCCAACAACUGUCGUCACAACCGAGGACAAGGACUUCAAGUUUGUACCAUCACUCGUCUAUUUGCCCGUCUGCAGAAAGGUAUCACAGCCAAUGACGGUUGCAUUUACUCUGACGCCCGCUUAAAGAACACAUGUCAUGGCGAAUCAACAAAAGCGCUUAUGUUAACAGCUCUUAUAGUGACGGAACAAGAUGACAGGACGACGGGGGGGAGGGGAGCUAUACAGGCGGCUUACUAUUCCUCGCCUCUGCUAUAGACGUUGUGGUUCUGGGUACCCCGCCCUCACCCCCUUGCAAAAUCUGCCCGAAAUAGACGAUCAGCGCAACAGUGCAUACCACCAUGCAAUUUAAUGGCAAUUUACUAAUACAAUACCGUGUGCGCGACGAUCUUCGUUCGUGUUGACUCACCGAGGAUGUGUUUGUGUGUAUGUGUGCGAGAAAGGAACAGAAAGAAAGCGCGAAUUGAGAAAAACACAAGCAGUUGAUGUUUAAACUAAUUCGCCGCCUUUCGUCUGCUGAACCCGCGGCCAUGCUGCCUUGGCUGUCAAAAGACAAAGUGACUGAUAGACCUCUGAACUCGGUUGAUACCUGUACGAAUACUAUAUAAUAUUAUGGAUCCCCCCGCCCUUCUUCUACUCGCAUGGGCUGGCCAUUUGCCCGAUUGACCAUUUGAUGAGUCGGUCAUCGUUGCCAAUAUUUCGCUACUAAUUCAUCGCCGCUGAUGCUGCCACUGCCGCCGUGGCCCAGUCGUUCAUUCGUUAGUUUGGAGCCUGUUGUUGUCGUUGAUGUCCCGCGCUGCCAGCCGAUCUCCGGCAACGCAGCUCGUGUUGUCUUGUCCAUCCAUAGCCAUUAUAAACAGAAACUAUAUGGUUACAUAUAUAUACCUCUCUUUUUGUCGAUGUGCACGACUCGAUUGAGCUUCACUUUUACAGCCUCCUCUCGAAUUUCAAGGGGAGCAGCAUAUUAAAGAAAUAGAGGGACAGACAGAGAGCGUUUCAAGGCCGCAAGCACGGCGCUCACGAGGGGACCUCGCCUACAAGUGGCCUCUCGGCGGCUCUGACCUCCCCGGACCCCGAAGUGAUAAUUGUAAUAUAAUCGCCGGGGCGGACGGAUCCACCGGGGGUGCCCGAUCUCACUCAGACGACGCCGCCACAACAACAAUAACAGGCAGACACGGUGCAGAUAGUCCGAUGCAGGGUAUAACUGCAGCGACAAGCUGUGUCGAGUGGCGGCGUCUGACGGGAGCGCGAGAUGUAUGAAAAACAAUAUAAUUUAACGAUGAGGAAAAGAUAGUGCCCGUGAUGAUGAUGAAUGGUAACAAUUAGUAACAAUAAUAACCAUCAUGAUGGUACAGAAACAGUAAUAAAAAAUUGAGCACGCACAUUCGCACACUUCGUCGCGCGCGUCGCUAGUUGGCAGGGAGGGAGGCCACGGUGAAAAGAAAAAAAUGAUCCAGAGACGAUCCGACGGAAAACUUACGGCCAUCUUUACUGGAUCCUCGAACCGUGCAACACCCGCAGCUUCAGGACGACAUACGGUUACACCAACAUAGGACCAUGUGCCUGCAAGGAAUAGGGCGACUGCUUUGACAAAGCAACAGCACGGCGAGAUACACUAUCGAAACAUAGAGGCCACAUCUAGAGGUCGUAAUAAUAAUGGCAAAAAGGAUUUGCGAUGUAUGUCUCAACAGAUAGGGCUGGACAAAACCGAAUGUAGAAAAAGCGCUACAGGAACAAGGAGCAAUGAGCAAAGGUAGUGACGAAAACACAACUGAGAAUGGAACAGUUCUUUGUGGAAAAUACACACACACAUACACACAGACACACACACACACCUAGA